Molecule: messenger RNA, 1102 nt
Organism: Lindgomyces ingoldianus
Lineage: Eukaryota; Fungi; Ascomycota; Dothideomycetes; Pleosporales; Lindgomycetaceae
Exons: 1
Coding region: 339-884 (181 amino acids)
Source: RefSeq, a predicted model, not a curated record
CCUCAAAACUUCUCCACCUCCAAUUCUCAAGCUGUCCAAAUUCCUCACCCUCCCCGGUUUCACCUCUGACAUUUCUAAUUUUUAACUUCCCAACUCUCAGUGCUCUUACGAAGAGAACGAGUCGAGGUUGAAGUUAGUGCCCGCCGCCUCCACUGGAGAACCAAGGGGUGAAAAGCGUCUCGUAUACUAGCAUCUUCCAACUUGUGAGACGCCAUAGCUUCACAUAACGGCUAAAUUCAACAUCAUAGUAGCCGUAACAACUUGUACAUCGGCAUCAACCUCGCCAUGUAUCAAAACCCCUGGGAAGGAACUCUUAUCUGUAUCAACUUCUCGUCAUCAUGCUGCCGUUCUCACUUGAGGACUCCUUCAAGCCACCACCUAUUGUCGAGUGUCUUUCAGGAGAAGAGUGUCUUGGGUUCGGAAAGAAGGUCCAUGUUCCAAACAAAUUAUGCAUGGAGUGCCUCCGAAGGUAUGAUCCAGAACAACUUCGACUUCGCGCGGAUGGAAAUGUAGAGGCUCUAGGAAUAAUCGACGAGGAGAUUGCCCGCAAGCAACAAGUGAAGGGAAAUAUGGAAGCACGCGGUCGAUUUCUUUGCGCGUUCGAAGACCCAGAUUACCAAGACCGCCGCUGGCGCCGACCCGAUCUCAACCUUCGCGGAACUCGAUUAUCUUGCGCUGUAGUAAAGACAAAGGGCAUGGCUUGUGGAAAGUGUUGGAGACGGCACCUGGAAAAGAUUGCUGUGGUGCAAUACUUUAACCCCGCUGGGUUGUGCCAUGAGGAGGCUGACAAGGUGGUUGGAGGGAUAUUAACUUCUCGCUCUGGGUCAUCGGCAAUUAAUGAUGAUGAGGAUGAUGUGGAGGGCUACAAUAUCGUCAUGUCCUGAGCCAUCAAGGAGCAUGAGUGUAUAGGAAAGGGACUGUGUUGUGAGAAACACGAUCUGGAGGCUGUCCUAUUAAUGUCAUAUCCUGAAUCAUCGUCAAAUAUGAGAGUGAGGAGGGUUCCUUUUAUUGUCAUUCUAUAAUUCAUCACCAGACAUGAGUAUGUAAGAUGGGAGUAGCGUGAUGAGGAUGAUGGUGUCGUGUAAGUUUGGUGGUGAUGCAG